AUGGCACCCAAGACCCCUUCAUACGCACGCCAGACGAGAUCUAGCAACUUAAAGAGUCGGAAUCCCUCAAACACGCCUGGUCAGAUAGAAGAGACUGUGACAAAUGAGACUUCGAACAUUUUCUCGACACCUAUCUCUAACAAAGAUAGUCUCAGAAAGCAGACAGUCAAAAAUGCCACAGUCCGAGACGUUGACUUCGAAGAGACUCAGUUGAUUCCGCGCGGAGUUGAGAUGCUCCAUUCACAUCAGAACAUCGUGAUAGGAGCUCACGCCUAUUUCGACUCGGACACACCUCCGGACCAGCCAAAUCACGCGAAUUCUACCUAUCCAUCAUUCAUACAGCCCUUGCAGGAAGAGCUGAACGGGACAUAA
Messenger RNA from Rhinocladiella mackenziei CBS 650.93, 372 nucleotides. RefSeq lists its product as uncharacterized. The coding region runs from base 1 to 372 and encodes 123 amino acids. The record is from RefSeq and is a predicted model, not a curated record. The transcript has a single exon. NCBI's taxonomy places the organism in Eukaryota, Fungi, Ascomycota, Eurotiomycetes, Chaetothyriales, Herpotrichiellaceae.